Messenger RNA from Helianthus annuus (common sunflower), 1085 nucleotides. Its product is annotated as protein PHR1-LIKE 3. The coding region runs from base 193 to 984 and encodes 263 amino acids. Gene Ontology annotation, molecular function: DNA-binding transcription factor activity; DNA binding. The record is from RefSeq and is a predicted model, not a curated record. NCBI's taxonomy places the organism in Eukaryota, Viridiplantae, Streptophyta, Magnoliopsida, Asterales, Asteraceae. The transcript is spliced from 6 exons.
GGGGGAAGCAACACCUACAGCUACAACCCAGAAUAUAAAGCACAGACCAAAACAACAAAACAAGACACCCAUCACUAUCUCCCCCUUUCUCUCCUCUUCCCCCCCUUCUAAAUGCAUGCAUUUUGUUCACAAAUCUUCCAUUUUUAACACAAAUUACUUCAAAUCCCAACUGGGUUUUCACUUUCACCCCAAAUGUAUUCUGGGAUUCACUCCAUUAUGCCCCUUGAAGACUUCCCCCGCCCCAAUUUGGUCGGAGAUCCAUGUUUGGUCCUGACAACGGAUCCGAAGCCCCGGCUCCGGUGGACUGCGGAGCUCCAUGAGAGAUUUGUGGAUGCUGUUACUCAGCUUGGUGGACCUGAUAAAGCGACACCAAAAAUGAUCAUGAGAACAAUGGGGGUAAAGGGCCUCACUCUCUAUCAUCUCAAAUCACAUCUGCAGAAAUACCGAAUGGGGAAACAAUCAUGCAAAGAGUUUUCCGAUAACUCUAAAGAAGUAUCUUGCAUUGCUGAGAGCCAGGACAUGGGUUCAUCGACGUCAUCUUCUACAAGAAUGAUGCCACAAGACUUAAAUGAUGGCUUUGAGGUUACGGAAGCUUUGAGAGUGCAGAUGGAAAUCCAAAGAAGAUUGCACGAGCAGCUAGAGGUUCAACAACGUCUCCAGCUUAGGAUCGAAGCACAAGGAAAAUAUCUUCAAUCGAUCUUGGAAAAAGCGUGUAAAGCGUUAAACGAUCAAGCAAUUGCAACUGCUGGGCUAGAGGCAGCUAGGGAAGAGUUGUCGGAUCUCGCAAUCAAGGUUACCAAUGACUGUCUUCCACCUGUCAACCAAACCCCUUCACUGACUCAAGCUGGGGCCCACGAGCAUGGGCCCGCACGACUUGGGGACUGCUCCGUUGACAGCUGCUUGAGUUCUCAGGCUGCCGCUCUGAACAAGAGGCAAAGGGCCAUGUUUAUGCAAGCAGAGUGGAAGGCGGCUAAUUUAGGAUAAGUUGUUAGAACAUUUUCUUGUUUUUAUGUUGACUUUUUCUUGAAUUUCUGGUGACUUUAGGGGGAAUUAGAUGGAUGAUAUGAAGUAGGGGUUUUAUUUAA